GGAUCUGUUUCUAUCCCUUUUCCCAUCAAGCUAUUCAGAGGCAGACCUGAAAUGUAAAAACAAACAGCAGUCAGUACCGGUAGCAUAAGAUAGAAAUUUGACCGUGGCAUCACCGGCCCCUUUCCUAGAGGCUGACUUCCUGGCCUCUUCAAUGGUCCCCUCCAAGUCCAAGAUCCUAUUAUUCCAAAGGCAGAUCCCAAAUAAGCAAGAUCCUAACAGUAAGAGCAAUUUGAAAGUGGAGCCAGAGGCCUGCAGUUCCUUGGCUGGACAUGUUGGCUGCACAGCCAUCAAUCUGGGGAUGCCUUAACCUUGGAUGCAGCCUGGAGCAGGGGAGCCCAGGAAAAAGUGCAGCUCCCUUAAGGAGUCCCGCAUUGGACCUGAAGCACCUUUGCCCACUUGCGAUCCAAAUAUGGGCACCACUCAGUCCACCUACAGAGAACAAUCCUCUUUUCUCUGAAUUAGCAGCACCGCAUCAUGCGAGAAGUAUAUGUUCAAGAACCCAUUGCAAACUCAUAAUCUGUUUGUUAGCUUCGGGCUUGGUGCAAGAUCAAGCCCAUUCCAAGGAAGAAACCCUAGUUUACCAACCAAAGAGGAGGCAAUUGCAGAUUACACUACGCUAACAAAACAAACAUAAAAGACGCUCUGGUUUAGCACACAGCUAGUGCCAUCAAGCCUCAAUCUUCUGCGAACCUAGCAAGUUUCCUUAUGCCACAAGCAGCACAUAAACAUGCUAGCCCCUUGUCCGCAAAUAAGGUGUCCGGUCCUAGAUAAUCAUUGCUCCUCCGGCCAAACAUGGCUGAGCCCACUGAGUUGGAGCUGUACCAUUGCACAAGGUGAGUGGUUAUCGUUACAUAGUGUCUUUAAAUUGUUCCACGCUAAGGUUGCCAAAGGCCGCGUAUACCACCCCCAUUAUAGGCAAGAAGGCACCGAGACACAGCUUGCCACAGUCACCUUCUCAGUGCCAUCCCCCUCUUCAACUCCUCUAUAUUAGCGGAUUUUAGGGUUACCAACUUUACUAUAUGAAGAAAGAGAGUGUGCAUUGCAUACUGUGGUACACAGAAUCUAGUUACUUGUGUUUUUCUGCAACAGCGAAAGGGCAGAUGGCCCCUUCGUUCAGUUCUUGUUCUGUUGGCCAUUUCCACCAAACCCAAAGUUUCCACCCAAAAGUUUCUGCCCUUCAGAAAUCCCUACCUAUGGCAUGAAAUCAAAAGAUUUGAAGAGAGAGAUAAGCGAACACUGGUUUAGGCUGCCCCUAAACUGCCUAAACCAGUGUUCACUUAUCUCUCUCUUCAAAAUCUCUCCAGCAAACAAACCCCAAGAGGCCGAUUCAAGGUGGGAGCUCAUGGCCAGCAGACCUCUCUUUAUAUCCCUAUUGGCCAUGCCCCUCCUCCCUGCACCAAUCAGGGGGCAGCCCUGGCCACGCCCUCUGCUGGAGAAUUGCCCCCCAUAAGCCUCCUGGGUGGGAAUUACGGUGCCCCCAACCUGGGUGGGAGGAUUCUCUGGAAGUUUGGGGUAGUCCCGCGGCAUCCUAAGAUAUGUGGGGUUCCUGAAAACGUUAACACCGCAGAAGCACACAAGCUUUUGUUUAUUGUUUUCAUCUUAAUUAGUGGGCAGAGGGCGGCUUGGCAUUAAAAUAUCCCGUUUGCCUUCGCAAGCUAAGCCUAGUCCUUCUGGCGACCGGUCAAGGAAGCUUUAUUGUACCAUAAAUUGGUUAUUAAUAAUAAUCAUAAUAUUCAUUACGAGCCUCUACUAAGCCAUUGCACAGAUCAAAAGAAAAGCAUGAUUAUUACGAAAUUCCAACCCAUCAUAUUAGUUCACAAGUUAAUCAUCAACCAGUAAAACCAAUAUUUAGGACCAAAACAAAUCAAACACGUCUUCUUACUAGUCUUCAAGGUGCCUUCGGACUUUGUGAUGUGUUUAUUUUGACAUGUCUCUGGGUUGCCUUUGGGGACAGUAAAAGCACAGUUAUGCAGCUCUGAGAAAACAAGUAGCUCAGCCCUGUGCCCCUUCCACGGACCUGGAGCUGAGGGAUCGUGAUUUUUCUGUGUGACAGAAGCGGGGUGAAGCGCGAUCAGACGUGCUUUCCCAGCCUUCCUGCGGGCACUUAUGCUCGGAGUAAAGCUGUUCCCUCCCUCCCCUCCCCUCCCCUCCCCUCCCCUACAAGAGAAAAGAGGUUGCAAAGGAAGGAGAAGGUCUACAAAGUGGCCCUCCAGCUCAAAGGUCCCCUGACGAGGCAGGCAAGGAAGACACACCAGGCAGGGAGCAGAGGGUGGGACCCCAGCACCUGUUCCUUCAACGGGGUCCUGCUGGAGAUGGCUCUCCAUUCGUUCGGAGGAAGGCUCUGGAGGGCCCACCUGAGUCCUCCAGCUUCCAUGGAGCUUCCUAGAUGAGGCCCCUCAACUUCUCACCUUGACUGGAAGCUCCUUCUCCCCCAAUUGCAAGAAGAUGGCUGCUGUGGGGUGCUUGUAUGCCUUCUCUCCACGAACCUUCCUUCUCUCGCUUUCUCUCCCCCAUUUUUGCUCUCCCUCCCUCCUAACGCACUUUGUGAACUGCUGUCGCAAUGCCGAAGUCCAAAGUUCAGUUACUUGCCUAAGCACACAGAUAAAUAUGAACCUUGGAGAAUUUGCAUUGCUCCAAUGUAAACAGAGAGGCGAGGGUCCCUUUAUCAGUGCUGGCUCAGGACAGUUGUGGGGGGUCUGAGGCAGCUAAUUUUUUUUUUUUUGGUCUUGGGGAAAUUUGGGGGGGUUGCAGAGAGAAGAUCUGCGGCCAUUUCUACUCUGCUGACGGCUGGACGUGUGACUUCAGAAACAUGAUGUAGCCCCAGAAAGGAGCUUUGUAGCCAAAGGUGUUGAAAGCGCAGGUCCUAGAAGAGGAGGAAAGUCGGGACCAUGGUCUCCAAACUGACGCACCUUCAGGUGGAACUGCUGGCAGCCCUGCUGGAAUCUGGGCUAAGCAAGGAGACCUUGAUCAAAGCCCUGGCGGAGUCGGAUCCCCACCACGGGGAGAGCCAGCAGCCCGCCGGAGCCCUCCAGGCAGAGAAGGGGGACCCUUGCCCCGAAAUCUCGUGCCUCCCCAAUGGAAUGGGGGAGUCAAGGAUGUCGGAAGAGGAAACCUCUGAUGAUGGGGAAGACUUCACUCCUCCGAUCAUGAAGGAACUGGAAAACCUGAGUCCAGAAGAAGCUGCUCACCAGAAAGCCGUGGUGGACAGAUUAUUACAGGAGGAUCCCUGGAGGGUGGCAAAGAUGGUGAAGUCCUACCUCCAGCAGCACAACAUCCCCCAGCGGGAGGUGGUGGACACGACGGGCUUGAACCAGUCCCACCUCUCCCAGCAUCUCAACAAGGGCACGCCCAUGAAGACCCAGAAGAGAGCGGCCCUGUACACUUGGUACGUUCGCAAGCAGCGAGAGGUGGCCCAGCAAUUCACCCAUGCUGGCCAGGGUCUCAUGGUGGAGGACCCUGUGGGAGACGACCUUCCGGCCAAGAAGGGCAGAAGGAACCGCUUCAAGUGGGGCCCAGCGUCACAGCAAAUCCUCUUUCAAGCCUAUGAGAGGCAGAAGAACCCUAGCAAGGAAGAACGGGAGGCUCUAGUAGAGGAGUGCAACAGGGCAGAGUGCCUUCAGCGCGGCGUCUCUCCGUCCCAGGCCCAAGGGCUGGGCUCCAACCUGGUGACCGAGGUGAGGGUUUACAACUGGUUCGCCAACCGCCGGAAAGAGGAGGCCUUCCGGCACAAGCUUGCCAUGGACAGCUACAACAGCCCCCAGGCCGGCUCCGUCCCCACCUUGACCUCUCACGGCUCCUCCUCCCUCCAGCCAGCGGCAGCUCUCUCCCCAGGCAAAGACCAUGAGCCGUCUCCCCUCCAGCAGCAGCAGCAGCAGCAGCAGCAGCAGCAAGGUCUCUCCUUCUCAGACCCGGGCAUGAGGUACAGCCAGCAGCCAGUCAGCGAGACCGAGACCUCCAACAGCAGCCAGCACAAUCCCAUUGCGACCACCCAGACCAUCCUGCACCAAGCCUCCUCCCCAAGCCUCUGCUCCACCGGAUCUGGCUCAGGGCCAGACACCAAGCUGAUCUCUGCUUCAGGGGGCUCGCUCCCGCCCGUCAGUACCCUGACGGCGCUGCACAGCCUGGAGCAAAACCCACAUGCUCUAAGCCAUCAAACGCAGAACCUCAUCAUGGCCUCGCUCCCAGGGGUCAUGGCCAUUGGCCCCGGAGACACGCCUUCACUCGCGCCGACAUUCACCAACACGGGGGCCUCCACCCUAGUCAUUGGUCUCGCUUCUACCCAAGCACAGAGUGUGCCUGUGAUCAACAACAUGGGGAGCAGCCUCACUACCCUCCAGCCCGUGCAGUUCUCCCAGCAGCUGCACCCGUCCUACCAGCAACCAAUUAUGCAGCAAGUCCAGGGCCACCUCAACCAGAGCCCCUUCAUGGCCACCAUGGCCCAGAUCCAAGCUCCUCAUGCUCUCUAUAGCCACAAGCCAGAGGUGACUCAAUAUGCCCACACCAGUCUUCUGCCCCAGACCAUGGUGAUAACAGACACGGCAAACCUCAGCACCUUGGCCAGCCUGACGCCAACCAAACAGAUCUUCACAUCCGACUCGGACACCCACACGGAAUCUGGGAUCCCCACGCCACCCGGCCAGUCCUCAGUCCACUUGCAGGGCCAGGAAGGCUCCAUUCAGCAGCACCUUCAGUCGGGCGCCCGCCUGACCUCCAGCCCUGCUGCAGCCUCCUCCGGCAGCUUGGUGCUUUACCAGAGCUCCGAUUCCACCAACGGCCACUUGCUGCCCUCCGCCCAUGGCGUGAUAGAGACCUUCAUCUCCACCCAAAUGGCUUCUUCCACGCAAUAACCGGCUGGCCACUGGACAAUCAGCAGCCACUGCCUGAAGCACGAGGGGCCUCUCCCACGCCCGCUCCCGGGAGGGAAGGCCAGUCCGUGCCCACGGCCGCCGCCUCCGCCAUUACCGGCACGCUCCUUUCCCCCCCGCACUGUAAUUUCAGAGCUCCAAGCAAAAAUAUGCGCCAAGCAACAGAAAGGAAGAGCUGGAGUUUGCACUGCUGAGAACAGCUGGAAAAAGUAGACAGGAAAGGCUUUCAGCGGACAACGUUCUUUGACCUGAGGCUGAGCUGUCCUCAGAGGAAGGCUGCCGAGGGACGCGUGGUGGCACAGCAGAAGUGGGGGGCCCCUUCUCCCCUUCACAUGGGCCCCCAGAGCAAGUCUUGGAGGAGGGGAGAGCAGAGGUGCCCAUAGGCCAAGGAACAAAGAAAAGGAAGCAUUCAUCCUCUCAUAAGGGGUGUAGAACAGGGCCCAGACCUAGGGUGCUGAACCCUGGGAAAACGUGUGGCCAUUGCUGUCCAACCAGAUUCCAGUUAGCUAUGGCUGCAGUGAGCUCCCGGAUGGCUCUCAGCCCACAAGCAGCACCUCAGUCCCGGCCCUGGGUGGAAACUGCAAGGAGAGCGGCCACAAUGCAAGAGGUCUGAACCAGGCAGGUGAUACGUCUCAGAUCUUCUGCAUGCUUGCACGCUGGUGCAAGGAACUAGGAGACUCGGCUCUUGCAGCAAUCAAGCGUGACAGCUGCAUCCUGCCACCAAACCAUCUUAGACAGAAUACAGAGGAACUAUUUUCAAAUUUAAAUGAAAAGAUGCACUCUUAAUAGACAUAAGGGUCUAGCUAAGUAAAACAUGGACGCUGAGUUCAAAUGCAGAAGGUACUGGAAUCUAAGAGACUCAUCUCCCGUUUUAGAAAUAAAGAAACCAAAUAGCCUGCCCUCAUAAUGUUAGUGAAAACAACAGUAAAUCCCACAUCCAAAAAAGGACGAGCAUCAUUUCUACAAAUCGCCUAGGAACCAGGGGCCUUUGUUGCUGCUGCCUCAAGCCAAAGAAUGCGAUCCGAGACAACCUGCAUCCUGUCAGCUCUUCUCCACCGGCAUCGGAUGUGUCUCAACCCUCCUUUCCUGGAUUCAGACACCCCCAAGUGCUAGGUUAGUUAUGUAACACAGCCUCUGACUGGGCAUAACCUGAACCAGUGGCAGAAACAGGAAUUUCAGGAAUUAUUUUUGAAGGACAACGUAUUAGCUGCUUUAUUCAAAAAAAUAUUUUUGAAGGACAAAGUAUUAGCUGCUUGCUUUUUUCCACUGAUUGCUCAUCUUGAAAACAGACAUUGGAGACACCUGAGCAGUGGCCAGAGGCAGCACGAAGGCCAUGUACGCCUGCCCUCAAAAGCAGCAACUUAGACAUGGCCAAUGAUGCCACUUCUCAAAACCCAAAAUUCAAAUUUUCUUCACAGUGAAUGUUUGGGGGUCUGCUAGCUUUACUCUUGGCCUCAGUGGAGAUCAGUUUCUCCAAACAAAACAGGGAAAGCCAAGACCUCUCUGUUGCUAGGAGAGCCACAAAUUGUUCGCAUUUAAGGAGCUGGAAGCAAAAGCCAGAGGGAAAAAUACUGGCCAAGCCUGAGCGAAAAGGAAAAUGAGAAAUUAACUAGGCAUAAGAAGAGUUAGUCUACCCAUCACGCUGUUGUCCCUGCUUAUUUUAGGGUCAAAUAAUUUUUUUACUGGGCUUUUGAAUCUCGUAAAUCCGCAGCAAAGCUAUUCCAUCUGGCUAUCUCAAGCUCCAGGGCUGCCCUUAGGCCCCAGAGUACUCUGGAGAUUCAACUCUUAGAAUCAAGUGCCUCUUCAGCUCUGUCUUGUAAAUAUAUUUAAUUUUUGGUCAAUCAAACAGGGGAGAUGUUGUAUCUACAAUAUUGUUAUGUGUAUUGGCUGUUUAUAAAAUAAGCAUCUCACAGAAACCAGAGCCAUGUGUCUGGAGGGGGGAUGUGCAAAAGCAGAGUCAUGUUAUUAUUCAGAUAGACAAGGUCGGAAAGCAGAGAAGUUGCUGCUGCUGCUCCUGAAAAGGCAGCCCACAAAGGUGGUCAUCCGUGCCACACCGGUCAUACCUGCCACGUCCUGCAGCUCCGAGAGCCACUUAGCUUGUCUGAGAAAGCGACAGCCACAGGGGCCCACCUUGAUGGGAUGCAAGGAACGCCAGCCCGCUCUUCCUCCAGGAUUUGUAACGGCUACCCCAGAAGCCAAGCAGCCCUCCUGAUCUAUCCCACCCCACAAGCUGCCCAGAAAGCAGAGUCUGU
Messenger RNA from Python bivittatus (Burmese python), 7117 nucleotides. It is a transcript of the gene HNF1A, whose product is annotated as HNF1 homeobox A. Gene Ontology annotation, molecular function: DNA-binding transcription factor activity, RNA polymerase II-specific; RNA polymerase II cis-regulatory region sequence-specific DNA binding. Gene Ontology annotation, cellular component: nucleus. The record is from RefSeq and is a predicted model, not a curated record. Gene Ontology annotation, biological process: insulin secretion; pancreas development; positive regulation of DNA-templated transcription. Lineage: Eukaryota; Metazoa; Chordata; Lepidosauria; Squamata; Pythonidae.